Messenger RNA from Ictalurus furcatus (blue catfish), 2383 nucleotides. RefSeq names its product C-type mannose receptor 2-like. Lineage: Eukaryota; Metazoa; Chordata; Actinopteri; Siluriformes; Ictaluridae. The coding region runs from base 49 to 750 and encodes 233 amino acids. The transcript has 4 exons. The record is from RefSeq and is a predicted model, not a curated record.
CAGAAUGAAGUACAGAGUCAGAAAUUCAGUUCCAGUGCUUGGAUUGGAAUGUACAGUAACAUUUACAGCUGGCACUGGUCCUUUGGAUAUGAACCAGUGACAAAUAAAUUUGGAAAUUGGGAGGCUGGAGAGCCAAAUAACAAUAAUGGAGAUCAAAACUGUGGCCUUAUGACUCCCUGGGGUUGGGGGGAUAAGCAGUGUACUCAAAAUUACCCCUUUGUGUGCUUUGAUGAAACAAAAACUGGCAAUUACAGCUACACUUACAUAUCUAAUAGUGCACAAUGGCCUGAAGCUCAGGCUUACUGCAGACAGUAUCACACAGACCUGGCCAUUGCGAGAGAUGAAAAAGAAAACUCGGUUAUACAGGAGCUAGUCUCCGGCCUUACAUGGAUUGGAAUGAUAAAAGACCCCUGGAAGUGGAUAGAUCAUACCAACUUCUCUACUAUCAGCUGGAUGUCUGGACAACCUGAUAAUGGCCUGUGGGAUGAAAACUGUGGUUAUGUAUAUAUGGGUGAGGCCGCUGAUGCACAGUGCUCAGACAUUUUGCCUUUCUUCUGUUACUCAGUAAGCACAAAGCAACAAAUCAUGAAGAUGAAGAUCCAGUCCAGUCAGGAUUUGAAUGAUCCUGCAGUAAAUGCGGCCAUCUUGGAGAAGAUCAUGCAGAACCUGAAGGAUAAUGGGAUGGUAGAGGAGAUCAUGGUGAAAUGGAGAGUACAAUCAGAUGGAGAGGUGUUUCACAAGGAGAAAUAAACUAAUACUGCAAUAGAAAUAGGAGGUCUCUAAGUCUAUAGCUGUGUCUCAAAUACAGUAAUUCUGUAGUGCAUUAGUCAUUUUUGUUGAGUCGUAUGUUUACUCAGUAAAUGUAAUAAGACGUAGUUCACUAUUAGAGGGAUGGUGAAGGGGAAAUAAUUAUUUACUCACUUUAAAAAUCCAUAAUUUGUAUAUAGACAAUAUUCUUAUUGCUUUCCUUAUCAUAAGCAUUAACUAACCAUUUUAUUCAUGAUCAGGUAGAAUUCAUGGACUAUGUGAUGUAAGAAUCAGUGAUUAAUGUGCAGGAUUAAUGUGCAGAAUAUGUGUAGAAAUGUGCAGAAUAUCCCCCCUGCUGAGUCUCUCUUGCUUCCUCCUGUAGGAGCACAUGACUGUGCUCGUUUAAUUCACUGAGCUUUAAAGUUCUUAUAAUAGGCCUCAUUUAUCAAUAUUUUAGUAAAGUCGUGUGUAAAAACAACAAAGAAUGAACAAAAAAUUCCACCAGAUUUACAAAAGUUUUGGAAAGGCUGAUUUUCUUCAUACACACAUAUCUAAAAAAAAAUGCAAAGCACAUUCCCAAAAGAUCAAGCACACAGAGGGCUGGAAACAAAAUGAAAACAUGACAGAAGAGGCAGAAAGGUAGUUAUAUUGACUCACGUCUAUGCCAAUAAAACAUAUUUAGUAGUGUACCAGCACCUGAAAAUGUCAACAUCUUGAGGUAAAUUACAGAAAAGGUGAAAUAGGUGUGAAUUAAGUGAGGUGAAAAGAAAUUGGCUUCAUAUGAAAAUGGCAGAGAAAAAAAAUCAUGCCAACCAACAGGAAUCACAAAGAGGAAACUGCUAUUUUAAAAUGGUUUAUGGUGUCAUGGCCAAAGUGCUAGAUGUGUUGAAAAAGCUUUGUGGCAAAAUAGGAACAAUUUAAAAGCCAGCUUUCAUCCAUACUGGUCUUUAAACAUCCUUUCCCCCUUUCCCUCAUAUGCACAACCUUCUUCUUCUGCAUUUCUUUGGUUAUAAUUGAAUGACUAGUUUUAUUUGUUCUAAUUCAUGGGUUUGUGUUGGCUGGCUUCCUUUAUUUUUCAUAUUCUUUAAUUAUUGCCAAUGAUGGCUUAGUGGUUAAGGCUCUGGGUUACUGAUCAGAAGGUUGGGGGUCAUGGCUAACCCUUUGCUCUGACCCCAACUUCCUAACAGUCUGGCAUAUGCAAAGAAUGAAUUUGACUGUACUGUAAUGUAUAUCUGAUAAAUAAAGGCUUCUAUUCUAUUCUUUGAAAACAAAUGGGUUUCACGCAAUUUUCUUGAUAGUACUCUUAGGCUACAUUCACACUGCAGGCAACAGUAGCCCAAAUCAGAUUUACUGACCAAAUCCCAUUUUUUUGUUAAGCUAUGUGAAACUAUAUGUGGCCUAUAUCUGACAUUAGUCUGAAUAGAUCAUGCUCCUAAACUGACCUGCAUGUGCAAAGCAACAGUGAGUCAUGUGAUGUGUUCAAGCUUGCUGUAAAAGGGGCACAUUAUUCGACCAUGCCCACUUCUGUGGUUCACAUCAUUGGUUUCUUUAAAUUGCCUGUCUUUCUUUCAAAGUUAAUUUUAUUGUUUCUUUCAUACAAAUCAAUUUAACACAAUCCCUCAACCCUCACCGACUA